AUGAAAGCGGUCCGGUUAGGUUCACAGAGUGUUUUUCAUGUUCUGAAUUACCUCUUUCUAUUUCUGUUUCUUUCACCUUUUGUUUUAGUUGCUUUCUCUGGCCUGGGCUUUACUUCAUUUUACUUGGCAGGCAAGUUGCAGUGCUUCACAGCUGCCGGAUGUGGGCGCAGCUGGCGUCUCUGUGCCAUGAUCCUGCCCCUCUACAGUGCAAUUAUGAUUGCCCUGUCCCGCACCUGCGACUACAAGCAUCACUGGCAAGAUGCUUUUGUUGGGGGAUUGAUUGACCUCUUCUUUGCCUACAUCUGUUAUCGGCAGCACUACCCACCCAUCCUGGACAUAGACUGCCACCUGCCAUAUGCUAGUCUUGCUGUAGCGACUGGCCACAACAUGCCAUCCUCCCAGGAUCAACCUCUACCCACUAUCAAUGCCACCAGCCUGCCUCUGGAGGGCAUGACUGAGGGACCAGUAUGACUAAUAGAGACCCUCAAGGCUCACACCCCUCUGACCCCCUACCACACCAAUGUGGUAUGAACCACA
Sinocyclocheilus grahami is the source of this 537-nucleotide messenger RNA. RefSeq names its product phospholipid phosphatase 4-like. Lineage: Eukaryota; Metazoa; Chordata; Actinopteri; Cypriniformes; Cyprinidae. Bases 1 to 471 code for a protein of 156 amino acids. The record is from RefSeq and is a predicted model, not a curated record. The transcript is spliced from 4 exons. Gene Ontology annotation, molecular function: phosphatidate phosphatase activity. Gene Ontology annotation, biological process: phospholipid metabolic process; phospholipid dephosphorylation. Gene Ontology annotation, cellular component: membrane.